UGACGUGAGUCUGAUGCAUUCAGCAGCUCAGGUAAUACGGAGAAACACGCAGCCUAUUACAUCCAUCCGCUUUCCGCGACGCCUUGAGUCGGAUACCCGCUACGAUCCGCGUUAUUUACAACACGUGGGGGACGCGCUAAAUGCAAAUCUGAUCCGGACACCGAUGCAUCCGCUGAAGAUGUUUAAAUCUGCCAAAGGGGUGGAUCUGACCGGCAUAUUGAUCUGAUUCAUCUUCUCCGUUUCCUUCGCACUGACAAUAGCAACACACGCCUGAAAAAAGAGGGGGGGAUAUUAGUUUGUUUCAGCGCUUUGUCGGAAAGUAUUUCGCCUGUUUUCAUGCUGCUUAAGCGACGCGCAUGCGUUUGCUGCCGUCGGGAUUAUCGCCGUACCCAGGACUAAGUUGCAUCUUUCGGAUCCUCACUCGAAGCCGUACCCUUUGCACAAAGUUAGUAAUGUGGACAGUUCAAGACCGAGGUUGUGCAGGGAUUUUGUUCCUCCCUAUGAUGAUAGCCAUGGUCCGCUGUGCGCAAAGCGCAACUGAGCCCAGAAACAUGUCAUACGUGAAAUCAACGGUGGAUAAAUUGCUCAAAGGAUAUGACAUUCGUUUAAGGCCCGAUUUCGGAGGUGCUCCAGUCGAUGUCGGGAUGAGCAUAGAUAUCUCCAGCAUCGACAUGGUCUCGGAAGUCAAUAUGGACUACACCCUCACCAUGUACUUCCAGCAAUCGUGGCGGGACAAGCGUCUCUCCUACACGGGAAUCCCGUUGAACCUGACGCUAGACAACCGGGUGGCCGACCAGCUGUGGGUGCCUGACACCUACUUCAUCAACGACAAGAAGUCCUUCGUGCACGGCGUGACGGUGAAGAACCGCAUGAUCCGGCUGCAUCCGGACGGCACCGUGCUCUACGGCCUGAGGAUCACCACAACGGCUGCCUGCAUGAUGGAUCUCCGCCGGUACCCCCUGGACGAGCAGAACUGCACGCUGGAGAUCGAGAGUUAUGGCUACACCACCGAUGACAUCGAGUUUUACUGGAAAGGUGGCAGCGCUGUCACGGGGGUGGACAACAUCGAGCUGCCCCAGUUCUCCAUCAUCAAUUACGAAACACUCUCCAAGAAGGUGGUCUUCACCACCGGCUCCUACCCCCGGCUCUCCUUGAGCUUCAAGCUGAAGAGAAACAUCGGCUACUUCAUCCUGCAGACCUACAUGCCCUCCAUCCUCAUCACCAUCCUCUCCUGGGUCUCCUUCUGGAUCAACUACGAUGCCUCCGCUGCCAGAGUCGCCCUAGGGAUUACCACGGUGUUGACCAUGACCACCAUCAGCACCCACCUGCGUGAGACCCUACCCAAGAUCCCCUACGUCAAGGCCAUCGACAUCUAUCUGAUGGGAUGCUUCUUCUUCGUGUUCUUGGCGUUGCUGGAGUACGCCUUCGUCAACUACAUCUUCUUCGGCCGAGGUCCCCAUCUACAGAAGAAGGCAGCAGACAAGGCUACCAAGACCAAUAAUGAGAAGGCCGGUUUGGAGGCCAACAAAGUGCAGGUGGAUGCUCACGGCAACAUCCUUCUGACCAGCCUGGAGAUCCGCAAUGAGGUGACAGGCGCGGAGAUGCUGGCAGGCCUCGGUGACCCGCGGCCGGGUGUCUUCUCCUUCGACAACGCCAGCAUCCAGUACCGGCGGCCCAUAAUGGCCCGCGACCUCUACGGGCGCCCCCCUGCCGACCACCCCACGACGCUCCACAAGAAGGGGCGCCUGCGGAGGAGAGCCUCGCAGAUCAAGGUCAAGAUCCCCGACCUGACAGAUGUCAACGCGAUAGACAAGUGGUCCCGCAUGAUCUUCCCCAUCGCUUUCACCUUCUUCAACCUGGUCUACUGGCUUUACUACGUCCACUAGACCAGUGCUGUCGCUCUUCUCUCAGCUGGGCUCAUCCAUCCACUUCAUUUUCAGUCAAUGCUUUUCCACUCUUAAUCCAAAGGACCAUGGUGGAGUUUAAAUUUAGUCUCAACUGCCAGAUAAGGUUUAGCGGUUUUUUUUUUUGCUUGUGAAACUAUGAACUGAGGACAGCAGAUAUUGUUUUUUUCCACCUCAAGGAGACGUUUCUAAUAUUUCUCAGAAUAAGAAAUGGAAAUAGGCAUGACUUGAUGCAUUGCAUUUUUUUUUUUCUUUUUGCAGCCCAUAUCUAGCACUGGAUUAACCUGGAGCAGUGUGCCAUAAUAAUCUUUGCUCUUUUCUGCAUGUGAGAGCCCCAUCACUUCUUAGUUAUUAGCUUAAGAAGGACACUGUAUGUGUCCGAAUGGAGCAAAGCCGCUGGAAUAAUAUAGAGGAAUCUUGUUUCUUUUUUGCCUGCGGAAAGAUCUGCGGACACAUCUUGCAUGUUUGUGUGACAUGAUCAGGUACACGUUCAUGUUGAUUUAAACUAUCCUUGCAUGUUUUCAGACUUCUCAUGCUUUUUUGCACCCCAAAGCCCAAGCCCGAAAUUUGCUCCGGUGUCUAUCUUCAUCCCGGCAUUUGGGAGAUCAGCAAAAGUUCAACGCUGAACUGGCUUCCGCACAGACGUUCUUUGAUCUCCGUGUCUCUAAGAUUCAUGAACUCAUCUAAAGGUUGCUUUUUAGGAGGUUAAGUAGACUCAGAUAAUCUUAUAAGACCAUACGCUUUACAAGAAAUCAGGUAUGCAAACACAACACUUUUCGAAACCACGUAAGGUACAUAAGCGAUUACAACAAAGUGUGUAGCAGGUAUUCUCAGUUGAAUUCAGCUGCUCAGGACUGGCUGAACCCUGGCAGCACAAACAACGAGUAAGCAAAAUGCCAUCUCGCCACCGAAGCCCCAGUUGAUGCCCCUCAUUAGAUGCAUCUGUCACUGACCAAAUGUAUGGUUACAGUUAACGUGUUAAAUUAUCUAAUAUGACUGUGUUCUGUGGAAGUGGCCCCGUUGAUGCUUAUUUAUUUGUUUGAUUUGUUUGCUUGCUCUCUUACUGAUUUAACUGGAUUGCUGACUGGUCUAGCAGCACUGGUGUGCCUGCUGUAUAUAUUCACAGUAUCACGCACAAUAGAUUUGAGAAAAGAGCAUUGGGUAUGCACAGUUCAGUCUAAUGGUGGUGCUCAUUUUAGAAGUGUUUCUCUAGUGCUGCCCAGAGUAUUGUUAGGCUAAUUUAAUAUAAUACUUUAAAAAUUACUUACGGAAUAGGGGCAUAUGAUUUAAUCAUGGUUCCCUCUGUUCCGAGCGCUCGUCGAAUGAUCAUUGUCAGAAACAGACACUGUCUUCAGUAUGGGGUACUGGGUGCAGACCAACCCUACAAAAUAUAAGGUUGGAACAUUCUGGAAGGGUGAUUUAAAGUGAAAGCUGAAGCGAUGACCUCACGCUGUCAGGUAUUCCCAGCUGCGGUCUUCACCCCCUGUUUUUGUGCACUUUUUUAGCGAAGCACCACCAGGGACUGAAAUGUAACUCGCGAUGAUCUGAUCGACAGCCCCCCCCCCCCCUUUCUGGAGUCCGUCCAAUGGGAGCACGAUGUGGGGUGCAGGUUUGCAGGGUAGAAAAUGUGCGUUAAGCAUUGGGCAGAUCUUUCUGUACCUGUCAGGUGGGGCUCUGUUCUCUCCAUGGAAACUGAGUUCUAACCGGCAUCUUGACACCUCCAAUGCAGGAACCAGCUGAGUCGUGUGAAUGGGUCAAACAGGGUUUAUCUCUUUAAAAAAAAAAAAAAGGCACAUUUGAAAUGCUUCCACGUUUUGCACAAUUAUCAACAGCACAUUGUGUUUUCUUUAAGACUGAAUAUUGUGCCUUCAUGCAGAAAAAUAUAUAAAAUGUCUGGAAUGUAAAUGAUAUGCGUUUCUUUAGAAAUCAGAAACUAAAAUAUAAUGUAUCAUUUCUGGUGUUAAAAUGUACACGCUGUAGUUGUUGAACAUUCCUGAGUUGAAGACAAUCUGUAAAUACAACAACAAGCAUAUUUUGCAUGUUCUUUUUCCGCGUGUGUUUCCAUUUUAUUUUUACGCACUUCAUAAUAGCUCGGAUCGCUCCCUAACGGCGGACACCUCCCUAAAGCUGUACUGUCUGGCUUUGUUCAGUGCUUCUGAAAGUUUAAAUGGGCGACAUGCUGCACUUUGCUGACUCGGCACAGUUGAACCUUAAGCACACUUCUCUUCGUAUUUGAUUGUAUGCAUGAAUGUACCAUAAAGGAUGCGCCCGUAGCCCGGAUGCGACGGGGAGCCACGCCGGCCGCCUCGCCACAUGCGCCGGUCACUGAAGGAGCCCUGCUGGCCGCACGAUGCAGCGCGGCGAUGCCGGAGCGAACGGCGUUACCCAUCAGUGCUCCUCAUUCAGGCUGAACUUUGCCGUUGUUUUGGCGUCCUCCAUCUCCGUCGCUUCAUGAGUUCAUGUCUGUGCCUUGGCUGUGCGUCAAACAGGAUUAUACAUAAACAAUAGUAUUAUUAACUCAGUUUAGAAGCGAAAUUAGGUUAAACCAAAUCGUCUGAUUUAAUCUCAGUAGUAAACACGAUAAUCACAAUCCUAUUUUCCACUCCAUGGCUAUUAUAUACAAAACAAAAAAUGUAUAUUUGAAUAAGAGAAUAUUAUAUGUUUAACAGUUAUAUAUAGUCUGAACCAGGGGUGCCGUAAGGGUGGAGGGAGUUAGGACAAUUCCAAAAAAAAAUAAUAAAAACUGGAUUGGUCUGGGUUGGGGGCUCAAUGUGAUAUGCUUUCAUGGGGCCCAAAAUCUCUAGCAGCACCCCCUGGUCUGAACAAUUGUGAAGGUAUUCUAUAUUCAGGCAGGAAUCACUCAGCAAACAGAAUUUAAAAGCUGUAAAAUAUCGUGCUUUAAACAUUUAAUAGAUAUUUUAAGAAAACGGGAAAGGCAUUAAUUUCUGCUGUAAGUAUUUGUCAGUAAAAUGUGUGGUAACGUAGUAGCACGGGAUCUACUGAGAAUGAGGAGCAGUUGACAGGGGAAAAGGCACAGAGCUGCUGUAUGUCAUGUUUCAGCCCUCAGGAAAUGCAGAAAUUAACCUUGAUGUUGUAUAGGUCCUGCUGCUUGGCAGAAUGAUUGUAUUGAAAGGGAAAUAAAAUCUUACAAUGUUGAAUGUCCCCAAAAGCAACAGGAAAUUCUUUGUAAAUGCUUUGUAUAUGAACUUUGUUUAAAAAGUGUUUUAUCGUAAAUAUUCCUGCUGCAUUUCUUUAUAUUUUGUAUUUUCCUGGAUCUGUAAUAAACAGAAUAAUGAGAGGGAUAUUUGUUUUGUUGGUUGUCAUUAUAAUUCUUUGUUGUAUUUCACCUUGAUGGGGGGGGUGGUGUUUAUCAGUUCUGCGUGAUUAAUGUUUGUCAGACCCUGCUUAUCUGACAAGCAUAAUUAGGUCAUUUUGUUAAAAUCAUGUUACUUAUUCAUCUACAUUCUUUGCAUCCUUUAUGUACUAAUUUGUCCUUCCUUCUUACCUUUUACUGUGUCAUUAUUUAAAUGUCUGGAGAAAAAAAACAUAGCUAUUUAUGACUUUUUAUAAUCUUCUUACCCUUAAGAAUAAUCUUUACCAAUUGUCCACUUGAAAGCAGUGAUGUCAUUAAAUAGCCAAAUAAACGUCAUUCAUGAUAA
Paramormyrops kingsleyae is the source of this 5563-nucleotide messenger RNA. RefSeq names its product gamma-aminobutyric acid receptor subunit beta-1-like. The record is from RefSeq and is a predicted model, not a curated record. Lineage: Eukaryota; Metazoa; Chordata; Actinopteri; Osteoglossiformes; Mormyridae. Gene Ontology annotation, cellular component: membrane. Gene Ontology annotation, biological process: monoatomic ion transmembrane transport. Gene Ontology annotation, molecular function: GABA-A receptor activity; extracellular ligand-gated monoatomic ion channel activity.